Dinoponera quadriceps is the source of this 3000-nucleotide messenger RNA. It is a transcript of the gene RASSF8, whose product is annotated as ras association domain-containing protein 8. Bases 610 to 2274 code for a protein of 554 amino acids. The record is from RefSeq and is a predicted model, not a curated record. The transcript has 10 exons. Lineage: Eukaryota; Metazoa; Arthropoda; Insecta; Hymenoptera; Formicidae. Gene Ontology annotation, biological process: signal transduction.
AAAUCUGAAAACUAAAAUCUUCAAGUUGUACAAUGCUUUUUGAACCAUUUCAAUAUUAUUAAUUUUGCACAAGUGAUAGCUCAUUGAUAUCUUUUUGUGGUCAGGAGUCCCUUUAAUCUUUGUGGAUGAUGUAUUUGUGCGAUAAAAUAUGUUCUUAACAAAUUAUUUUUCCGUUUACGGGCCACCGAAAUGAUUACAUUGACUGUAUUAUAACUAUACACAAAUAUAAAAAAAAAGAAAAAGCAUACUUAUAUGUUACUGAUUACACUUUCGAUAGCGUGUGUACAAAAUGUCGGCUGCGUCUGUGAUAUCGCCGCUGAUCCGUAGCUGUCAUUUUACUAAUUAUAUAUUGCAGGUUAGAGAGAGAGAAAUUUAAACCUGUUAGUGAGUGGCGAAUAUUAGAUUUGUCGCAGCAGUAUUCUCUGUGGUGACAACUGGAUAUCUGAAGGAUAUAUGAAGCGUGAUACAUGCAUCGUACAAAGUUAGAUUUUAUCGGAUUAUAUGUACGGAGGUUAUAGCAUCAUCGUACAGAGAUAAAGGACAAACCAUGGCUUUCAACGAAAGCUGACUUUACGAUAGGAAGAAUUGAGCUCGGAAUUCUCCAACGUAAUGGAGUUAAAGGUGUGGGUCGAAGGAAUACAACGUAUCGUGUGCGGCGUUAGAGAAGACUCUACCUGUCAGGAUGUAGUACUUGCAAUCGCUAAUGCUACAGCCCAAACAGGUAGAUUUAUUUUGGUAGAACGUUGGAGGACCAAUGAACGUUUGUUAGCUCCUUAUGAAAAGCCUCUUAAGAUUUUGAUGAAGUGGGGUGAAUAUUCCUCUGAAGUACAACUGAUUUUGAGGAAGUCUGAAAAUAACAAAACAAAUGCUUUACCAUCUCGCUUAACAUAUGUACCACGUGCAAAUGGGUUACCAGUUUCAUUAUCUGAACACGGAACAAGUUCUACUGGUACCCAAGAUGACACCAAAAAUAUAUCGAUCUCACAAAGUUCAGAUUUUGAUGACAUGCAAGGAGGAUUGGAAAGGAAUAGGGAUACCAGAAAAUCACUCACAUUCACUGGAUUUCAUGGAGGUAUUACAGAAGGCAAUAGCGAGAUUCAAAUGGAAAAUGUUGCUGUAGUUCAACCUACAUUACAUUUGAAAAAUAAGGACUUGAAUAUUCGGAAAAAUAUACAAAAACCUGCUCAAUCACCUACACGAGGAGCUAGUACCGAAAUCACCACACACUUGUCACAGAAAAAGGUGCGCGAAGUUCCGCCUUACAGAGAGCCUCCAGGCCCAGCUUCACCGCCAUUAAGAACUUUACCACCUUAUCGAGAUCCACCACCGCCGAAUUUAAAUAGUCCUGGAAGAUCACAGUUCGUGCCUGGUAGCGGAUCUCAUGUUCACAAAGACGACCAACCAUCUUCUAGUAGUUCCAUUAAACUGAAAAGGAACCUCAUUCAGGAAUUUCAAGACACAAAAGUUCCGACACAAUCUGUCAAUCCACUGCCUACCACGGCACAAAAUAUGGCAACUGUUGUUUACACUCAGCGAUACGUUGAACUUAUAAGACUAGUCAAUAAGCAACGGGACACUAUUAGUGCUCAGCAAGCUGAUAUUUCAAAAUUUGAUGCAGAAAUAUCGUACUGGGAAUCCAAGAAUAGGGAACAGAUACAUCAAAUGGAUUAUAUUUCCCAGGAAGUCAAUCGCAUUGAGUCCAGUGGUCGUAUUAUUGAAGAACAGCUUAAAGAAUUAGCUCAUGUAGAAGAAGAGAGUGAAAUAGUAAGACAGCAAGAAAAAACACUAAAGUCGGAAAUAACAUUGCUCAGAUCAAAGUUGGCCAAUUGUGAGACGGAACUGCUUCAAUGUAAAAAUAAGAUCAGAUUAGUUAUGGAAGAGCUUGCGAUGGAGCAACAUAAUAUAAAUCGUGAGACAGAUGAGCGGCAAAUCAUGGAACGGAAAAUAAUUAGUGAAGUGGAACAUUUGCAAAAUGAAGUGGAACAGGCUAAACGUGCAACCGAGUUAGCUUCACAGUGUGCGGAAUCUUUAAAAUUAGAAGUAGUCAAUUUGGAAUCAGCUAUUGUUGAGAAGAAACUACAAGUUGAGAGAUUGGUUGCUGACAUGAAGGAAGCAAAUUUGCAAAGUUUAGCCGUUGCAUGUUCAGAUGAGCAAGUCAAAUCUUUAUUAGAGGGAGCCCAUAAACCUGGAAGUACCCGUAAGAUGAUAGGAUCACCGAGACAGUUGGAGACUGCAGUACCCACAAGCAAAAAUCCGCAUGGUGUGUGGGUGUAAACAAAAAACACAGUAUAUCUGCCACAAUGCUCUCUUGAGUAAGAAAUAUAUCAAAGAAUCGUACACAUAUGGAAAUAUUCCUAUGUUUAUAUAGUUUUAUAAUAAGUAUGUCAACUGAUUUCUUCAUGUUUUUACGCAUUUAUUGCAACAUUAAUUGGUGUUACUGUUCUACGUACAUUUUACGCCGCUGAUAAGAUUUUUAAUUUAAUUAUCAUGCCAUAAUGUGUGGCCCUAUUUACAAGAUAUUAAAAUUGUUGAUCAGACUUAUAAAUUGUUAUAUGACACAUUUGAGGCUUUCACGGUAUAGAAAAAAUUAUAAAUUGUUUUUUUUAUAUAACAAUUUAUAACAAUACAUUUAAGAACUAUAUGUUUUUAGAAAUAUUUAAUAUAUUGUGUACCAGGAAUAUUAUUCAACAUUGCAUGCUAAUUUAUUAAAGAAAGUUAUUUUGAUUUUCAAAUACUUAAAAAGUAUUUGACAACAAGAAAUGUUAUCUCUUUGUAUCUAAGGUAGUAUAUCAGAUAUUUAGGCAUUAGUUACAGUUUGUAUAAAAAGUAACUGAUCUUCAAAACCAAGAUUAAUAUUAAAAAUGCAUUUAUUAGUGUGUAUUGCCAAUAGCUAUUUUUAUAUUAGCUAUGACAUUGAGACUCAAGAGAUACUUUGCCAUAAUAGAUUUAAUUAUAGUUACAAUGUACUUAAGUUUUACAUUUUAAUUACAAACAUUAACA